GAUGAUGAUGAUAACCGGAUAAAAAGGAGAAAUGGAAAGAGAAAAGAAGAAAAAGAUGUUGAAAGGACCACAGUAUCAAUCAAUUUCGUUUUGCUCCUGAAACUCAUCGAGCUCUCAACAAUGGCGACCAUUCCCUCCCACAACCUUCUUCUGCCUAAUCCGAUCAACCAAUCAGCUCACUCUCUUUCCCUCAAGUCACACUUUCCACGCUCUUCUCUUAUCACUUUUCCGGCGAGAUCAUCGCCGGCAAGGGCCAUUUCCAGAACAGACGAGGCUUCAAUAUCCUCAAGGCUCGAGCCGGAAAGCUACGGGAUGACGACGGCGGAGGAUAUUCGCCGACGGGAUAGAGAAGCUAAAGAAUCAAAGAGUUUAAAGGACAGGUGGCGCAAGAUCCAAGGCGAAGAUGAUUGGGCCGGGCUCAUGGAUCCGAUGGACCCAGUUUUGAGAUCCGAGCUAAUCCGGUACGGAGACUUGGCCCAGGCCUGUUACGACGCCUUCGAUUUCGACCCAUUUUCAAGGUACUGUGGAAGCUGCAGAUUCACGCGCCACAAGCUGUUCGAUUCGCUCGGAAUAUUCGACUCCGGCUACGAGGUGGCGCGUUACCUCUACGCGACGUCGAACAUCAACCUCCCGAACUUCUUCUCGAAAUCGAGAUGGUCCAAGGUGUGGAGCAAGAACGCGAAUUGGAUGGGAUACGUGGCGGUUUCCGACGACGACGAAGCCACGCGCCGCCGUCUUGGACGUCGAGACAUCGCGAUCGCCUGGAGAGGGACCGUCACACAACUCGAGUGGAUAGCGGAUCUCAAGGAUUUCCUCAAACCGGUAUCCGCAAACGGAUUCCGGUGUCCUGACCCGGCUGUGAAAGCCGAAUCCGGGUUUCUGGAUCUCUACACGGACAAAGACACGUCCUGCAAUUUCUCGAAAUUCUCAGCUCGUGAGCAGGUUUUAACUGAAGUGAAGCGGCUGGUGGAACGACACGGCGACGAGGAAGAAGAUCUGAGCAUCACGGUGACGGGACACAGCCUCGGCGGUGCUUUGGCGGUACUAACCGCAUACGACGUGGCGGAAAUGGGUCUGAACAGGACGAGGAGAGGGAAGGUGGUACCGGUAACGGCGUUCACGUACGGAGGACCACGCGUGGGCAACAUUCGAUUCAAGGAGAGGAUGGAGGAGCUGGGGGUGAAGGUGUUGAGGGUGGUGAACGAGCACGACGUCGUCGCCAAAUCGCCGGGACUGUUUCUGAACGAGAGUGCGCCUCACGCGCUAAAGAAGCUGGCGGGAGGAUUGCCGUGGUGCUACUGCCACGUGGGGGAGAAGCUGCCGUUAGAUCACCAGAACUCGCCGUUCCUCAAGCCGUCCGUUGAUCUUUCUACCGCACAUAACUUGGAAGCUCUCCUCCAUCUCCUUGACGGGUACCAUGGGAAAGGUCAGAGAUUCGUGUUAUCUAGUGGGAGAGAUCCGGCGUUGGUGAACAAAGCAUCUGAUUUUUUAAAAGACCAUUUCAUGGUACCUCCCAAUUGGCGCCAAGACGCAAACAAAGGAAUGGUGAGGAACACUGAGGGCCGUUGGAUUCAACCAGACCGAAUCCGUGCAGAGGAUCAUCAUGCUCCUGACAUACACCAUCUUCUCACACAACUCCAUCAUCCCUCA
Molecule: messenger RNA, 1650 nt
Organism: Thlaspi arvense
Lineage: Eukaryota; Viridiplantae; Streptophyta; Magnoliopsida; Brassicales; Brassicaceae
Source: the annotation of a GenBank genome assembly